Molecule: messenger RNA, 645 nt
Organism: Rotaria sp. Silwood1
Lineage: Eukaryota; Metazoa; Rotifera; Eurotatoria; Philodinida; Philodinidae
Source: the annotation of a GenBank genome assembly
AUGCCAAUAGAAACUUCUAUUGUAAAGAAUGCAAAUAAUGUUAAAAUUGUACGAAUAACUAAAACUGAAGGUCCACUUGAGUCUGGAAAUACACCAAGAGAACAGGCAAUAGAGAAUGUCGAUGAUAUCGUACCAGCUCUUCGAUCCUCUACAGUGAAAGUUCAACAUGUAAGAAAAUUAUCAAAUAACAAUAAAGAUAUCAAUUCAGAAGCUGUGCUUCCACAAGAGCUACGUGUUUCAUCAACAUCAUCAACUAAAAGUCAUCAAGUUACGGUCACGAAAAUACCUCGUACUAACACUGCUGGAACUCAAUCAACGCCAAUCAUUGAUGCUAAACUUCAUGAUCACGAGAAAAAUCAACAAAAUGUUAGGCUUUCUUCUAACACUAAAAGUGCUAAUGUUCCAGCCAUAUGUAUCAUUAAUGCCCAACCAGAAAACAAUCAUCUUAAUUCAUCUGUCAAUCAACGAGCACGAUCAUCGUCCAUUAGUACUGUUAAUGUUCAGAAAUUGAAAAGAGCAGCCACUAAGUUACAAUCAACAGUAAAUCAUUCUAAGCCUAAUAUGUCUUCAACAACUAACAAAAUCAAAACAUUCAAUAAAGUGGGUGUGGUAAAGCUUCCAAGAAAACGUUCUCAAUCUUCAUAG